UGGCUCUAGUAGCAGCAAAGUGAUUUUUAGUUUUAGUUGAAAAAUGUAAAUCAGUGAUAAACACAUGAAUAUUUUUAUUGUUUUUUCUUAAAAUAAUUGGCAGUGAUUUUAAAAAAUGUCCAGCGAUAUCAAGCAAUCGCUCAAGGAUGCAAACAGUGCAUUUAGAAAUAAGGAAAAUGACAAAGCAAUCAGAAUAUGCAAGGAAGUUAUCAAAAAGGAUCCUGGGAAUUACAUGGCCCAUGUCUUAAUGGGAGCAAUCUACCAGAAUUCAUCAAAAGCCGAAGCUGAAAAAUACUUACGGAAAGCCUUGACACUUUCCAAGGAACCCAUAUCUGCCCUACAAGGAUUAGCAACUUGCGUAGCUCCGGAACAUUGUCCGGAAAUAUACAGGAAACUCCUGGAAUUGACUCCAAACAAAUUCGAGGAACUUCAUUCCAAGUUACUGAGAACUUCAACGGAGAUUUCAGACAUAAGUACCCUGGUUAGGAUUUAUGAAAAAGAAUUAUCUCUGGCACCUAAUGGGGACAAUGCAAAGAGGAUAGAAUCUGCUUAUUUGCAUUUGUCUGAGUUGCUUCUAAAGCAGAAGGAGGUUGAUGAAAAGUUUUCGAAUAUUUUUUGCGACAGUCUGAUGCAUACUUUGCACAUGAAGGAUGUGUAUCAGCAAGAGCGGUACAAAAAGUAUUUAAGAUUGUUGAAUGAUAUGGGUCAAAGAGAUCUAUUGAUAGAAAAGGCCAUUGAGAUGCAUGAUUUAUUCAAAAACGACAAUUACCCUCUUGAAUGGAUCUGUAAAAUUUAUGUUGAGUCCUUUGACGCAGCAUAUUGCCUUCCGUCAGGUAUCACUGAUAAAAUAUCGUACUACAUUGAAAGUUUGUUGGAAAAGUAUCCAACAUCGUCAAUUGGAUUGCUCUCAAAGGGUCUUAAUUUGCUCAAUGAAGGAAUGGUGAUUGAAGCCAGAGAAGUUGUUGAUUGUGUGAUUAAGGAAACGCCCAAUUGGGCUACUGCCCUUAAGAUUAUGGCAAAAAUUCAUUUUAAAACGGAAGCAUAUGACCUUGCUUCUAACAUUUGGGAGCAUCUCAAUGUGAGGAAUGUUGACUUAGCUUCAUGCUACGUUGAGCAAGAAUAUCAGCUUGAUAAUGCUGUAAAAAUCUGUAAAACGAUUUUGAAGGAAAAAGCAGAUGACCCUGCAGGAUAUGUUCUUUUGGGAAAAGCUCAAAUACUUCAAAAGUCUAAGGAAGUAGAAGAGACGAUGAAUCUCUUGGAAAAAUUAGGAUAUACUUCUGAAGUCAAUUACUUGAAGGCUUUUAGUACAGUCAGAGAUGAUAAGAAUUACGAAGAAGCUUUUGGGUUAAUAGAAAAACAAACUUCGAAAGCUCUUGAUACCUUGUUGUUGAAAGGGGAAAUACUGUAUCAUCUUGAGAAAACGAAUGCUUCCCUUCUUUGCUUUAAAGAAGCAAACGAGUUAUAUCCCUGCUCUUCAAGAUCAUUCUUUUGGCUCUCCAGAGCUUAUAAAGCAAUGGACGAUGAUACUGCUGAAGUUACAGCUCUAGAACGUUGCAUUGUUCUCAAUCCUAUUCACAAGGAAGCUCUUUUGAGACUUUGCGCAAUUUACAGGGCUGAAGGGAGAAGUGACAAAGUGGAAGAACUUCUUCUGCAAGGUGUCAGUCAUGUUAAGGAUUCAAAUAUGAAAUGGAUGUGGUUACAAUUGGGAUUGCAUUACAUUUCCGUGGAUAAAAAUGACAAUGCCAUCAAUACUUUUCGUACUCUUCUCAGAUUUGAUAAGAGGGAUUUUUUGGGUUGGGAAUGCCUUGCAGAUGCUUAUUUCAAUAAUGGAUCAUACAGCUCUGCCUUGAAGAUUUACCAGAGAAUUGUCGAAGAGACAGAAGAUAAUGUUUACUGCAAGUACCAAGUGGCCAAUAUCAAGACGAUUUUAGGUCAAUAUACUGAGGCAAUAGGUUGUUUCAAGGUGAUUUUGGAUUAUCACCCAAUGUAUGUUCCAGCAUUGAAGGGAAUUGCAGAAGCACAUUUCUCACUUGGGAAUGUUUUAAUGAGACAGCGUAGAUUAGGAUCUAUGCGAGAUCAGCUGCAGAAAGCUGCCUUUUAUGCAACACGUGCAUGUGAAUUGAAAUCUGUGUGUUGCCAUUGGGCUCUUUUGGGCAAUAUUUUGCUCAGGGUGGCCAAUCUGCCCAGAAAUUUGGCCUCUAUUGAUGUUAGGAGUUACUUGUAUUCACCUGAUAACACUGAUGAUGUUAUUUGUGUGAAUGGUGAUGAGAUCUUUGAGGUGUCAAGCAGGUGUUUCUUGCGGGCACUCAAAGAGAAUGCCGAAGAUGGGCUAUUGUGGUACAAUCUUGCUGUAUGUCUGUAUUUGAGAGGAUGCAGAAUAUCUGAUAAGAUGCUGAAGCAAGAGUAUCUUCGCAAAGCAAUGUUGUAUGUGAAACAAUCUAUUGCACUAAAGUCCAAUCGUUGGCAGAAUUGGAAUAUGCUUGGUGCAAUAUCUGUGAAAUUGGGCAAUGUGUGUCAAGCGUUGCAUUGUUUUGUAAAGGCAUUGCGUCUCAACAAGACAUCAGCAAUGGCUUGGUGCAAUUUGGGACUGAUGUACCUCAAUGAAGGUGAAAAGUGGCUAAAGUAUCACGUUGAUGAUGGUGAAAGUCAAGAAGCUGUGCUCGAAGAACUGAGAAAUUUGUCUAUUGUUGCCCUUCGAUCGGCUAAUAAGGCUUUUGGUCGAUCUCAGCAGUCCAAUCAUGAGUACCUCAAUGCUUGGAUUGGUCAGGCCAUUACGGCUGAGAGAUUGGAGAAGAUGGAAUCAGCAAUGGAUUUAUUCAGGCAUUGCACUCAGCUGGAAUAUCACGUUGAAGCUGCAAUGGGAUAUUCCCGUUUUGUCUGCUCCCUUGUCAAUGAUCCUGAGAAACUCAAAGAAGGGAGAUACCAAUACUACAUCCAGAGCAUGUUUGCUCUGCCACGAGCUCAUGAUUCAAUCACAUGGUCCAUUGCGGAUCAAGGCGAAAAUGCAAGUGCAGUUGCACUUUGCCUCCAGGGAUGCCUAUCCUACAAAUCCAAACUCUACCAUGCAGCUUCAGAAGCCUUCGAAAAAGCCCUUAAAAUUGCAAAGACACCUCAUGACAGCGAUUUAAUAGCCUGCAACUUGGGUUAUUGCAAAAUAAAACAGAAUAAAUUCAAUGAAGCUAUUGAUGCUUUUGAGAAAGUCCAGAAAACAACAUUUAGAUCAUUUUUUGGAUUAGCUUUCUCAUACUACAAAGAAGAACAAUUUGAGAAAUCAUACGCAGUGUAUGAAAAUCUUUUGCAAUUGGAGACAUUGAGUGCUUUGGAACAGGGUACAAUUCUCAUAGCGAUGUCUUCAAUGAUUUAUGUCCGUCACAAUGAAGAUGACACAAAAUAUGUGCUGUAUCAAUUUCUCAAGCUACCAAACCCUCCAAUUGAGGGAUUUUACAGUGCAUGUGCCUUGGGAAUUAUUCAUAAAGAUAACGAACUGGCUCAAUUGGUGAUACAAGAGCUCAAUAAGGAGGAGAUGAGUGAAAAUAGUUGUCAUCAUAUUGCUUUUCUCUCCUCCCAAUAUUACUUAUUAAUGCAUGGAAAGGAUGUUGCAAUGAAAUAUUUACUGGUACUCCUCCACAAAUAUCCACAUCGAGCUAAAUUACGGAAUGUCUUGGCAGUAUUCCUUUUGGAGAACUACUACGACUCACCGAAACAUCUUCAAUUUGCUAGUCGACUAGCUCAGAGUGUUUUGGUUAUUCAAUUUGGCCAAAUAGAUAGCAAUUGUCCACCAGACACUUGUGCCAAAUGCCUGAUGGUAUCAUAUAAAGCAUUGCACUUGCUGAAGGAUGAUACACAAAAGCUUCAACUACAGAAAGCUAUUCAUUUGAAUCCGGCGUGCAGAGAGAAUUGGAAUUUGUUAAGUUCAUUGGUAAACUCUGCGUAAAAUGGUGAAGUAGGAAUAUGAUACAUUGGCCAAGGAUUGAAACAUUUGCAAUGUAACUGGAUAGAUGUUUCCGGCAACAAUUUGAAGAGGACGUGAAGACCUUAUCAUGACGAUGAGGAGAAGUUUCUUGCACUUUUCGUUCAUGUUGUACCAUGGCAUGUCAUAAAGUGCUUCUCUGACUUUAAGACUCUGAAAUUAUGAAUUUAAUUUAUGUUAAUAAAUUUAUGGAAGUGAGAUAAAUAAAAUAAUGUCGCUCUUA
This is a messenger RNA of Phlebotomus papatasi, 4193 nucleotides long. RefSeq names its product tetratricopeptide repeat protein 37. NCBI's taxonomy places the organism in Eukaryota, Metazoa, Arthropoda, Insecta, Diptera, Psychodidae. Gene Ontology annotation, molecular function: protein binding. The record is from RefSeq and is a predicted model, not a curated record. Gene Ontology annotation, cellular component: Ski complex. The transcript has 9 exons. Bases 116 to 3934 code for a protein of 1272 amino acids.